Elephantulus edwardii (Cape elephant shrew) is the source of this 3225-nucleotide messenger RNA. It is a transcript of the gene RIMBP2, whose product is annotated as RIMS binding protein 2. The transcript is spliced from 19 exons. Gene Ontology annotation, molecular function: protein binding. Gene Ontology annotation, biological process: neuromuscular synaptic transmission. The record is from RefSeq and is a predicted model, not a curated record. Bases 88 to 3225 code for a protein of 1045 amino acids. Lineage: Eukaryota; Metazoa; Chordata; Mammalia; Macroscelidea; Macroscelididae.
UUAGUGACUAAGGAACGUGAUUUGGCUGUGAAGGAGAAGCGCCAGCUCCAAGCCAAGCUGGAGAACCUAGAACAGGUGUUGAAGCACAUGCGAGAGGCCGCGGAACGGCGGCAGCAGCUGGAGGUGGAGCAUGAGCACGCCCUGGCCGUUCUCACCGCGAAGCAGCAGGAAAUCGAGCUUCUGCAGAAGUCCAAGGUCCAAGAGCUGGAGGCAAAAUGCCGCCUGCAGAGUGAGCAGUUCAGCCUGCUGUCGCGGGAGCUGGAGAAGUUCCGGCAGCAUGCUGGCACCAUCGACCUGCUAGGCAGCAGCCCUGUGGUUGCCCUGGACUUCCCCACAGCCCCCAGCAAACCUUUCCCGCCCUUCAUGAAUGGGAUCGCCACUUCCAUCGGCAAAGGUCAGGAUAGCCCCACUGGAAGCUACUCUGUGACUGGUGACUACAUCCUGCCCCUCGCGAUUCCUGGGGACAAGCCAGAGCCGCUGCCCCUCAAGCCCGCCUUUCUGUCCAGGUCCAGAGCCCCGAGAUGCAGAUUGGAGUCCGACAUGGAUAAUGAACGGAAUUCCAAUACCUCGAAGCAGAGAUACUCCGGGAAGGUCCACUUGUGUGUUGCCCGAUAUAGUUACAACCCCUUCGACGGCCCCAAUGAGAACCCUGAGGCAGAGCUGCCGCUCACGGCAGGGAAGUACCUCUACGUGUACGGCGACAUGGACGAGGACGGGUUUUACGAAGGGGAGCUCCUGGACGGACAGAGGGGUCUGGUACCCUCCAACUUUGUGGACUUUGUCCAGGACAAUGAGUCUCGGCUGUCGAGCUCACUGGGGAACGAGCAGGACCAGAACUUCAUCAACCGCUCUGGCAUCGGCUUGGAGGGGGAGGACGUCCCUGACCUCCGCUCCCCCACUCACAUUGAACCCAGCAUCACGGACAACGGUGGGGGGACGCUGGAUGUGAACAUCGACGACGUCGGAGAAGACAUUGUGCCUUACCCUCGAAAAAUCACGCUCAUCAAACAACUCGCCAAAAGUGUCAUUGUGGGCUGGGAGCCACCGGCCGUGCCCCCGGGCUGGGGGACAGUGAGCAGCUAUAACGUGCUGGUGGACCGCGAGACGCGCCUGAGCCUGGCGCUGGGGGCCAGGACCAAGGCCCUGGUGGAGAAGCUCAACUUGACGGCUUGCACCCACCGCAUCUCCGUGCAGUGCGUCACCAGCCGGGGCAGCUCGGACGAGCUGCAGUGCACGCUGCUGGUGGGCCGGGACGUGGUGGUGGCCCCCUCGCACCUGCGGGUGGAUAACAUCACCCAGAUCUCCGCCCAGCUCUCCUGGAUGCCCACCAAUAGCAACUACAGCCACGUCAUCUUCCUCAACGAGGAGGAGCUGGAUGUCGUCAAGGCGGCCAGGUACAAGUACCAGUUUUUCAACCUCCGGCCCAACAUGGCCUACAAGGUGAAGGUCCUGGCCAAGCCCCACCAGGUGCCCUGGCAGCUGCCGCUGGAGCAGCGGGAGAAGAAGGAGGCCUGGGUGGAGUUCUCCACGCUGCCUGCAGGUCCUCCGGCUCCCCCACAGGAUGUCACUGUGCAGGCUGGGUCCACCCCUGCCACCGUCCAGGUGUCAUGGAGACCACCUGUGCUGACCCCCACUGGGUUGUCCAACGGCGCCAAUGUGACGGGCUAUGGAGUAUAUGCUCGUGGGCAAAGGGUGGCCGAGGUGGUCUUCCCAACGGCGGACAGCACGGCUGUGGAGCUGGUGCGCCUGCGCAGUCUGGAUGCCCAGGCGCUGAGUGUGCGGACCCUCUCAGUUCAGGGCGAGUCCGUGGACUCCGUGGUGGCCGCCAUCCCCCCCGACCUCCUGGUGCCUCCAGCCCCCCACCCCAGGGCCGCACCCCCGACGAAGCCAUCCACAAGUGCCCCUGAAACCAAAGAUGCAGCCCCGGGCCCCCCUGGCCAGACACCCGUCCACGGGCACCUGCUGGAGCCCCCCAGCCCACAGGGCCCUGGGCCCGGCCGCCGCUCACCCUCGCCGUCCCGCAUCCUCCCACAGCCGCGGGGCACUCCCGUGUCCAGCACCGUUGCCAAAGCCAUGGCCCGGGAGGCGGCACAGAGAGUGGCCGAGAACAGCAGGUUAGAGAAAAGGAGUGUGUUCCCCGAGAGGAUCAGUGCCGGGCAGUACGCCAACUCAGACGAGGAGGACGGCUACGGCUCCCCGGACCCCAUGCGCAGGGGCACGUCGGUGGACGACUUCCUCAAAGGUUCCGAGCUGGGGAAGCCGCCCCACUGUUGCCAUGGAGAUGAGUACCACACGGAGAGCAGUCGGGGGUCUGACCUCUCAGACAUCAUGGAGGAGGAUGAGGAGGAGCUCUACUCGGAAAUGCAGCUGGAGGACGGGGGCAGGAGGCGGCCCAGUGGCACAUCCCACAAUGCCCUCAAGAUCUUAGGGAACCUGGUGUCUGCAGGCCGGGCCGACAGGGACCACGCGGGGCCGAGGUUCCCGCACGGCAGCGCCGGCCCGCCGAGGUCCCGGCCAUCCAUCGUGCCCACGUGCAGUGACUACGGGGGGCGGGAACGGCUGUCUCCAGACUUCUUUGAAGAGUCGGAAACAGACCCUGGCACAGAGGAGCUCCCAGCCCGCAUCUUUGUGGCUCUGUUUGACUAUGACCCACUCACCAUGUCUCCAAACCCAGAUGCCGCCGAGGAAGAGCUUCCUUUCAAAGAAGGGCAGAUCAUCAAGGUUUACGGUGACAAAGACGCAGACGGGUUCUACCGAGGGGAGACCUGUGCCCGCCUUGGCCUUAUUCCCUGUAACAUGGUCUCCGAGAUCCAAGCGGAUGAUGAGGAGAUGAUGGGACAGCUUCUCAGACAAGGCUUCCUGCCCCUCAACACCCCAGUGGAGAAAAUAGAGAGACACAGAAGUGGCAGGCAGCACUCAACACCCACACGGAGAAUGGUGGCUCUUUACGACUAUGACCCGAGGGAAAGCUCGCCCAACGUUGAUGUGGAGGCAGAACUUACAUUUUGUACAGGAGAUAUUAUUACUGUUUUUGGUGAAAUUGAUGAAGAUGGAUUUUAUUAUGGGGAGCUGAAUGGGCACAAAGGCCUUGUGCCUUCCAACUUCCUGGAAGAAGUGCCUGAUGACGUUGAAGUGUACCUUUCUGAUGCCCCUUCCCACUACUCUCAAGACACCCCACUGCGCUCGAAGGCUAAAAGGAAGAAGAGUGUUCAUUUCACACCUUAA